Molecule: messenger RNA, 2613 nt
Organism: Annulohypoxylon truncatum
Lineage: Eukaryota; Fungi; Ascomycota; Sordariomycetes; Xylariales; Hypoxylaceae
Product: bifunctional P-450:NADPH-P450 reductase
Exons: 1
Coding region: 713-2101 (462 amino acids)
Molecular function (GO): iron ion binding; monooxygenase activity; oxidoreductase activity, acting on paired donors, with incorporation or reduction of molecular oxygen
Source: RefSeq, a predicted model, not a curated record
ACCCUACCAACCCCCCCCCCGUUCCAGCUACAUGUAUGUAUUGAAAUAUCCAGCUUGUGAUAGGCUCUCGCUGACCACCAAUUCGCUAGAUUCAAUGAGUUACAGGCGCGGCAUAGCUAUUGCAUCUUAGCCUGCAGCUCUAUCCGAUAGUGUACAGAACUCCCCUCAUGAUCGGCAUACCUUGCGCACGCCACGGCGCUGAUUCUCUUCCCAAGUCGAUUCAAUAUUAGACAACCCCACAUGGCGCAUCGGAAAAGAAAGGGAAGAGAAUAAGAAAAAGGAAACCAACGAUAUCAUAGAGCAAAUGGGAAGCUAUACCGUACUGUAUCCGAAUAUCUUGGAAACUCGACGGAUCUAUCCAGCUACUCCAGUCCGGUAGGUAGGUAGCAAUAGAUCGAAUUGAGCGCGUAGCGUCGAGACAACUUUGCCGAUUUCGAUAUUGGACAGAACCAUUUUGCCGUUGUGUCUCGUUGCUCAGCAUGCUUACCCGCUGCACGAUGAGUUGUCUAAGGAAGCACAGUCGAGACGGCUUCGUACUGAUACAUGUGACGUAGAGGGCGUGUACCGUGUGCAUGCAGUUGCGGUGUGACCUGAAACAUCGUAGCUAUCCGUCCUCUUAAUAUUAAUAAACUCUGGCCCUGUGGCUCUCUUGUAAGUCAUACCUCGUACUCUCUUUCUCCCUCCUUUCCAACUCUUCAACAAAAAAGACACCAUGUCUCAUCCGAUCCCCAAGCCUCCAGGCAUGCCCCUGCUGGGCAACGUCUUCGACAUCAACCCGGCCAACACGUGGGAGUCGCUGCGGGAGCUCUCCGAACGGUACGGCGAGAUAUUCCAGAUCCAGGUGCUCGGCAAGACCGUCGUCUUCGUGGCCGGCGCCGCGCUGGCCGAGGAACUGUGCGACGAGAAGCGGUUCCGGAAGUACGUCGGGGGCCCGAUCGUCGAGAUCCGGUACGCGGUGCACGACGCGCUGUUCACGGCCUUCGACGACGAGCCGAGCUGGGGCGUCGCGCACCGGAUCCUCGCUCCGCGGCUCCAGCCGGCCUCGCUCGAGGGCCAUUUCGUCGAGAUGCGGGACUGCGCCUCCGAGCUCGCGGCGAAGUGGAAGGGCCUAGGCGCUGAUAACAACGAGAUAACUCCUAUAAACGAAUUGAACAGGCUAAACCUCGAGGCCACGACUCUGACGAUGUUCGGCAAGAAGCUGAACUGCCUCUCCGGGCCGGAGCAUCCCAUGAUAAAGGGGAUGGAGGACUCGACGUCGGAAGCCAUGAUGCGCCCCACGCGCCCGGGCUUCAUGAACUGGCUCUUCUACGGCAACAAGUUCAAAUCGGCGACGAACACGAUGCGCGCGUACGCGCAGGAUUUAGUAGACUACCGCAAGGCGCAUCCGACGGACCGCCAGGACUUGCUAGCCGCGAUGAUGAGCGCCAAAGACCCAGAGACGGGGACCACGCUCGCGGACUCGCAAGUCAUCGACGAAAUCGUAUCGAUGCCGAUCGGGAGCAGCACGGCGCCCGCGCUGCUAGCCACGGCCAUCUACCUGCUAACCAAGAACCCAGACGCCGUCGCCAAGGCGCGCGAGGAGCUGGACGCGGUCAUCGGGCAGCAGGGCGGCGGCGGCGGCGAGUUCCGGUACGAACACCUGGCGCAGCUAAAGUACGUGGAGGGCAUCGUGCGCGAGUCGCUGCGUCUCUCGUUCGCGGCGCCGGGUUUCAACAUCGAGCCGGUGCCGAGCGAGAGCAAGGCGCCGGUGCUGCUGGGCGGCGGCAAGUACCAGGUCGCGCACAACCAGGCGAUGAUCGUCGUGCUCGCGGGCGUGAACAGGGAUCCGACGGUGUUCCAGAAGCCGCUGGCCUUCCAGCCCGAGCGCAUGAUGGGGAAGGCGUUCGACGAGCUGCCGUCCGGGGUUAAGAAGUGGUUUGGCAACGGCAAGAGGGAGUGUAUUGGCAAGCAUUGGGCUUGGCAGUGGAGCAUGACGACGCUGGCGAAGCUGAUUCACGAGUUUGAUUUUGAGAGGGUUGAUCCGGGGUAUGUGUUGGAGCAGGAUGGGUGGUUUAACUUAAGGCCGGUGGGUUUCCAGGUCAGGGUCAAGCCGCGGGUAUAGGGAAUUAAUGAUUAAUGAAGGGUUGAUGUUGUGAAUGGGGACUAAACGACAGAUACCUACUUAUGACCUAGGAUUGGAAGGACUUUACCUAUAUGGAUAGGUCUUAAAACCAUCGUUCAGAUUAAUAUGUCACUAAGGAUAUGUUGCAAUGGAAUGAAGCCUCUUUUCGUCGACGCUAUACUUACAGCCCAUUUCUUGGACCCUCGCAACCAGGCAGUAUCAGUUAGCUGUGAAACGAUGACACUGUCUCGCCUAGGUAAAGGGAUAUUCAUCGUGCCUCUAGUAACGAUAAGAUGUCGUUGAUAUAUGAAUACCUAGGUCCUAGGAGCCCAGGUUACGGGACUGAGUAGAAAAGUGAGAAUAUCAUUCUUCUAGCAUUUCAUCGUUCUACUUCAGUGUCUAUCAACUCGUCACUUACUCGCCCUGGUCCCCUCGAUAUACGCAUUCACUUAACGGCUCCCGUUACCUGCGAUUAUUGGAUCGUGUAUUCCUUGCGCCCCAGGACUUUGAAA